AAUGCGCGCGGGGCACGCCGGGAAAGCGAGUUCUUCGAGGGUCCCCGAGGGUGUCCCGUUUGCUCGGGCUUCUCUAGCGUCUGGGACUGGGUAUCUGCUGAGGGGACCGGCUCCGCGCUGCUGUGGGAUCCCUGAGCCGCGGGCACAACAGCCGCCGCUGGUGGAGUAGCGCUGAGGGGAGGGAAGGAUCUUGGCAAGUUCUGCUUGAGUCACUCAAAAAGAACGAGCAGUCGGCCAAUGGCCAGUCCCAGUCCAGGGAACCCACGAACCCUCAGUUCAGGAAAAUGAGCGGAGACUUCCCAUCGGCCAACGGAGAGGCUGGGGGGGAGGCCCCCAAGGGCUACACUCAGGACCAGCUGGAUGCAGUCAAGAGGGUAAAGCAGUGUAAAGAUUACUAUGAAAUUCUGGGAGUCAACAGAGAAGCUUCUGAUGAGGAUCUGAAAAAGGCCUACAGAAAACUGGCCCUGAAGUUCCACCCGGACAAGAACCACGCACCAGGGGCCACGGAGGCAUUCAAAGCCAUUGGGAACGCGUACGCGGUGCUAAGCAACCCGGAGAAGAGGAAGCAGUAUGACCAGUUCGGGGAUGAGAAACUCAACCCUGCCCACCACGGACACAGCCACGCUGACUUCCACCGCGGCUUUGAGGCUGACAUCUCCCCUGAGGACCUCUUCAACAUGUUCUUUGGGGGUGGUUUUCCUUCUAGUAAUGUUCACAUGUACAGCAAUGGCAGGAUGAGAUACGCCUACCACCAGAGGCAGGACAGGCGAGAGCACCAGGGGGAUGGUGGCCUGGGUCUGUUUGUCCAGCUGAUGCCCAUCCUCAUCCUGAUCAUCGUGUCUGCUCUCAGCCAGAUGAUGGUCUCCAGCCCACCCUACAGUUUGAGCCACAGACUGUCUGUGGGUCACACACAUAGGAGGGUCACAGAGCACUUGAAAGUCCCCUACUAUGUGUCCGAGAGCUUUGCCGAGGAAUACACUGGCACGAACCUGAAGAAUGUUGAGCGGAGCGUGGAGGACGACUACAUAGCAAACCUUCGGAAUAACUGCUGGAGAGAGAAGCAGCAGAAGGAAGGUUUGUUGUACCGGGCACGCUACUUCGGGGACUCGGAUCUGUACCAGCGGGCACAGAAGAUGGGCACCCCCAGCUGUAGCAGACUGUCAGAUGUCCAGGCCUCCCUGCAUGGAUAGUCCCAGCCAAGUACGAGCCGGGAGCAAGGAACCAUCGUGCUUUUAUCCCUGAAAUCCCUGACUGAGACACAGACCUCCAGGGGUGUCCUCGGGGUGUACAUGCGCAGGCCUCCUCUCUGAUGAGCACUCCCUAGUUAAUCGGGAAUUGAUUGGGUUUAGUUUGCAUGUUGGCACCUUUGGCUCUCUCCAGGCUCUCUGUUCUCUCUGGCCUCUAGGAACAGGGCAGAAUCCCUUAGUGAGGUUGAAAGUUCCUUGGGCACUGUGGCAUCCAGCCCCCACAUUUUCAUGAGCCCUUGUUUUUUCUUGCUUUGUAGCCUGUUUUACUGGGAAAUCUGUUAUCCCUGGCACAUGAAGCAACACGGUGACAGGGAAUGGAGUCCCUCCCACCCAACAGAUGUUCCUUGUCCCUCUUCCCAUUCCCUUCCCAUUCAAGGAGAACAAUGCAAAUGUUCCCAGCAGGUUGUAGAAGUAACUUACUGGGUUAAACUGGCUAUCAAAGUAAAAGCAGCUGUGGGAGGGUUUGGAAGAUUUGGGGGUUGGAGAGCUUGGAUUAAGGAGGGCCCAAAUAAUACAUGCGAGACCGGAUGUGCUGGGAGAACUGCACCAAAAUAAUGGAAAAAAAAAAAAUUGCCACAGGGUUUGGAGUUCUUUUUCUGCAUAGACUUUUGGGCUGAUUGCGCCUACCAGGUACUGCUGGGCUGGCUGUGAAAUGUGCAGAUCCCACUACCCCAAAAUUAUUUGAACACAGGACUUUAUAGAAAAACUCCUGGGUGAAGCUUGUACCAGGUGUUGUGAGGACGCAGUUCCAGCUCACAGGGACUCCUCGAGGAUGUCGGCCAUUGAGCUGCUUGAUUUGCAGUGUUGGGGGUUGUUUUCCUUGGCAUCUGAAAGUUUGGCCUUUAAAGGAAAUCCUCUGGGCCACCCUGGGCUUUUUUGGGGGGGUGAAUCCUAGUUUUGGAUCCGUUCUUACCUUGAUCCGCCCGCUCUCUCGUUUGGAUGGCUGCGUCUCUUCUUGUGUUAAUUACCUGCUUUUCCUUAAUUCCCUCCCUGUACCCGUAGUCUGGAAGGAGCCUGGAAAAGCUGCUCCCUGUGCUGUAGGGUGGGGAAGGAAGGGGGAGUCACAGAUUGUCCGGAGACUGACACCGCUGCCACUUUUGUUCCCAGAGCGUUGAAAUGCCUGAAGACUUUUGGGGAAAUGCACUGAGCUGAGGUGACAGACUCUGCUAUUUAAAAAGAAUCAAACCUUAUCUUAAAAAUGGAAUUGGAGAAUUAGCAACGCACAACUGCUCCUCUUUCUUCUCUCUGCCUCUCUCUGACAAUGGCAGGCAGCACUUGGGACAGGAAAUCCAGCUCUCCAUGUUCCUCCUCCCCUUCCAAUGCUGCUGGCUGCCCCCAGGAUCCCACAAAGAUCCCACAGGCCCUGGAACAGACACACACAGAGUGUAAAAUAACCCGAACUAACUGCAGAAGCCGUGAAACAGGAGACCCUUUGCUGCUGCCAAUGGAGAGAGAAGUGGGAUGAUUUGUUGAUAAGAGAAGACACAAAAGAAAAGGAACAGAAAAUAUAAUCUAUUUAGCAUUAAUUUAUAGCUGUAUAUAUGUUGUACUUUUAAACUAUGCAGGGGUUGGAUGUUUAAAUUAUUUUGGUUUCUGCCUGAUUUGGGGAGCAGGGCAGCAGGAAACCUCUUCCCAGGGUGUUUCUGCAGGACUUUCCUGCCUGGAAAACAGGAAUCCCUUUGCAGUUGCUGUGCUUUGCUCCCGGGAGGACAUUCUGCGGAUGGGGACGUCCGUACACCUGCUCUUGGGGUUUUGAUAAAACCAAAUCCCAAAUAGGCAGGGGGUCCCAGGGUACAGGGGGAGCCCAUCCAGAGCCGUGGCGUGGAUCUGCAGUGUCGGCAGAAGCCCCAGGGUCAGCUGAGCGCCAGCGUCACACUCGGGAUGGGAAGGAUUGUCCUGGAUGGAUUUUGCUCGUCAGUCUUUGGUUAAUUUGUGCACGUAACUCCUUUUUCUGCUGAGUCUGCUUGAAUUCUGCUUGGUAAUCAGUGGAGAGGGCUUUCCAUUGGCCUCUCCCUUUGCUGGGAGGUUUUGUGCCGUGUCCCGCACUCAGGUUCCUCACCCACCUACCCACCUGUGCAGCCUGGGCCUGGCCUUCACAUCCCAUCUCGUGUUUCCCGGAGGACACCUGGAAAAUAGCACAGAUCCAUAAGGAACGAAGUGUUCCUUUGCUUCUUUUGGAAGAAGUUCUGCUGGGGGAGAUCAGGGGUGUCUGAUCUGCCCUCACCACCACGGGCAGGACCGGUAUGAGGGAAUUCCAGGUGAGGAGACACUUCUUGGAAGCAAAGCCAGCACAAGCAGAGCCACCUCCCAUGGAAUAAACUGGAUUAUUUUCAUUUUUAUGGGUUUUUUAAUUUUUUUUUUUUUUCUCUGCAGCUCAUUUGUGUGUAAAGACAUUUCCAGUGAAAAUCAUCCCCUGGCACAGUCAGGGGAAUGAAUUAGGAGCAUGGCAGCUCCCGGAUGGGCUGGCAGAGGUGGUUUUAUCCUGUUGUCCCAAGGAAUCCAUGCACUCUGUCUUGGCUGUUUAUUUAUUUUGUGAAAUCUCAGCCUCCCAUUGGCUGCAAGCUGUUAUCCCACAGCCACCAUGGCUUGUACCUGAUUUUAAGGUGUUGGUUUUUUUUUUUUUUUUUCCCUAAUGGUUCCUUCACCUUCAGAAGAAAUUGGGUGGAAGCUCAGGAUUGGAAAUGGCACUCAAUAGAGGCACAGGGAUGACGGGGACAGGGUUAAACUAAAAUCCUGCUCACAGAAGGAGCUGGAUGUGUUGCCCACUGGCAUUCCCUGCCCAGAGCCUGCCUGCCAAAACCUUCAGGUUAUUUUUCCUGGUAAAUACUCACAGAUCAUAAGGAAGGAGAAGGCAUUGAUCCCAGUGGAUGCUCACAGAGGCUGUAUCACCCGAUUUAGAGUUAAUUAUACAAUUGUACAUCUAUAAAUAAAUGUUUAUAAUGUG
Messenger RNA from Hirundo rustica (Barn swallow), 4191 nucleotides. RefSeq names its product DnaJ heat shock protein family (Hsp40) member B12 (gene DNAJB12). Gene Ontology annotation, biological process: cellular response to misfolded protein. Lineage: Eukaryota; Metazoa; Chordata; Aves; Passeriformes; Hirundinidae. Gene Ontology annotation, molecular function: Hsp70 protein binding. Gene Ontology annotation, cellular component: endoplasmic reticulum membrane. The transcript has 8 exons. The record is from RefSeq and is a predicted model, not a curated record. The coding region runs from base 285 to 1190 and encodes 301 amino acids.